CAUCAGAAUUAAUGGGUUAUAUAUAUAAAGCAUCGGGUUGACGUUCACCGGUGCAGUCCGUCACCAAAUCGGCAGCACGUUUUCGAAGGGUGACGGGAACUUCGUUAUACGACUACAGAAAGGGUACGCCACUGCACACUUUACUUCCAUCUGCGGUGCUCGUUAGACUCUAUAAUAAGAGAUGCCACGUGGAACUUCCCAGUUUUAAACUAAUGUGGAUGUAUGGUUCGCCAUUGCAGUUAAUGAGUGAUCUUAGCUAAUGUUAUUGCUUGGCGCAAUUAUUAUAUAGAAAAUUCGCUUAAUAGCAAAUGUCUCUUAGAGUAAGUGAACGGUUGACGUCUAGUUGAUUGUGAGCUGUUCGCUCGGCCUACUCAUCGGAGGAAAUGGGCGUGGGAUACGUUUAUACAUCAUAAAGUACUAUAUAGCUCCCCAGUGUAGGUUAGCUUCAGAGUUAGAGUCUUUAUCGUCUUGGCCAGCCCUUUCCUUUAACAAAUAGAUCCACUUGGGAAGGGGACAUGAGCAUGCUUAUUCAAGGGGCGCACCCACGCUGUCUUGUGCCAGACUCAUUUAGCGUGGAGUAGAUCGUGUAACAAAGGCAAAGUAACUAGUGGUUAAGUUCUACAACUGCUAGGCAAUGGGUAGCGUGACUUCGUUGAGAACUCGUGUGCUCGUUGCAAAACAGCACGAUCACUCCUACUACUGACGAACGCAACUUCGCUUGCACAUAACUUUGUGUAUCAUAAUUUACAAUUGUUCUCUGGUGGUGUUCUUCAAAUGACCAGCAGCUCUUCACCAAAGUGCAAUUAAAUGUUUGUUCUCACAGGAUUGCUUUCAUUACAAUAAGGAAACAUUUUGAGUAUUGAAUAGGCGUCUGAUAAUCAAUACUAAGAGUUUCAUUCAUACGAAGGUCAAAUAAGCAUACAAGAAACAUACAAUAACAGCAAGAAGUGUCCGAAGUCCUGUUAUCAGGCAGAGCAGCAGUGCGGUCGUCAAUAUGGAUGGAGACCACGUACACUACGCAGAUCUGAUUCGAGCUCAUUUUGCCGAGAAUAAGAAAAAGUGGUGGUUCUACCUUGGCGAGCGCGGCUCCGGCCUACGGACUCGAUCGGGUAAAAUACAAACUUUUAGCGAAAUCCAGCAACAAUGUAAGGAGUCCGGUGAACUAUUUGACGAUCCGGAGUUUCCUUGUACAAAUGAGUCCGUGUUCGGCUGCUCCGAACCGAAGCACCGCGUCCGAUGGCUACGUCCCUCGGAGAUCGCCAGCAGUCCGUGUCUAUUUGUUGACGGAGCGUCACGCUUUGACGUCGUCCAAGGCAGUGUCGGAAACUGCUGGAUGGUGGCCGCUCUGGCCAAUUUAACCUUGAACGAUGAGCUUUUUAAUCGAGUUGUUCCACAGGACCAGAACUUCGACAAUGAAUACACUGGCGCGUUCCAUUUUCGGGUCUGGAAAGCCAAUCGUUGGAUCGAUGUUUGUGUCGACGACAGACUUCCUACCCGUAACGGGGAACUUCUUUACAUGAAGAGCCGCAGCGGUAACGAGUUCUGGAGUGCACUGCUAGAGAAGGCAUAUGCCAAAAUACAUGGAAGCUACGAAGCACUUUCGGGGGGAUCGGCGUGCGAGGCCAUGGAGGAUUUCACUGGUGGCAUUACGGAACAGUACGAUGUUCGCCAAGCACCUCACAAUCUGUAUAUGAUUAUGCUGAAGGCUUACGAACGAAAUGCUUUGAUGUCGUGUUCCAUCACGCCUGGAGAAAGACUUGAGGAGCGUUUAAGUAACGGGCUUGUCGCGGGACACGCGUAUUCGAUCACUUCCGUGAAACUCGUCUUCAUCGAACGUCUUAAGGGUAAAAUGCCUUUAAUUCGAAUUCGCAAUCCCUGGGGCGAGCACGAAUGGAGGGGAGCAUGGGCCGACGGCUCAAAGGAGUGGUCGCUUGUUGACGAAGAGGAACGAGAGCGUGUUGGCCUCAAAUUCGACGCCGAUGGGGAAUUCUGGAUGUCCAUGAAAGAUUUCGAGCGUAACUUCCACUAUUUGGAGUUAUGCAAUUUAGGCCCCGAUGCUCUCACUGAAGAAAUGCUGACGGACUCCUCUACCAAAAAAUGGGAGGUAGCUGUCUAUGAAGGGUCCUGGGUUGCAGGAGCCACUGCGGGAGGAUGCCGCAAUUACCUUGAGACCCAUUGGGUAAAUCCCCAAUAUUUUAUUACAUUAAUGGAUCCUGAUGAAGACGAUGACGAUGAAAAGUGUACAAUGAUCGUAGCUCUGAUGCAGAAAAAUCGGCGUGCAAUGAGGACACUAGGAGGAGGUCUUUUUCUGACUAUAGGAUUCGCCAUAUAUAGGGUGAGCGAUCCGGAAAACGUUGACAAGCCCCUCAGUUUGAAUUUUUUCAAGAUGACGCCAUCAGCAGCGCGAUCGCACACAUUUAUUAACUCGCGUGAGGUUACAACACGAUUCAAGCUGUCGGUCGGAACUUACUGUAUUGUGCCUUCAACUUUUGAACCUAAUCAGACUGGAGAUUUUCUGCUAAGAGUGUUCACUGAGAAGAAGAACACAUUGACGGAGCACGAUAGCAAGCCUGCGAUUAGCGCUCCUGAACCGGAAGUAGCAGCACCAGAAGAAGAUCCGGACUCGGAAAAGGCGCGCCACUUGCAGGCACUGUUUGCCAAGAUAGCAGGAGACGACCUCGAGGUUAACUGCUACGAACUGCAGAAGAUCCUCACCGUCGUCUUUCAAAAAGAUUUCCCCAAUCGAGACGAGGCCGGACCAUUCAGCGAGCUUCAAGGCAAUAAGUUCUCGCUGGAUGUGUGCCGCAGUAUGAUAUCGCUGAUGGAUUCUAACCAUUCAGGGAAACUCGGACUUGAAGAUUUUCGCGCCCUAUGGAUCAUGAUCCGCACAUGGAGGAAUACAUUUAAGCUGUAUGAUACGGACGAGGAUGGUGCUCUCGACACCAUGGAGCUCCGACAAGCACUUCAUUCAGCCGGCUAUACGAUCAACAACCAUAUUCUCUCGUUCCUUGUACUACGUUAUGGACACGAUGGCUUUAUCAACUUCGACGAUUUCAUCGGAUGCGCCGUCAAGUUACGCUGCAUGAUCGAAAUCUUCAGAGAGAAAGACGUUCGCCGAAUGGGUUCGGCGGUAUUCACCAUUGACGAUUGGCUGCAAAGAACGAUGUAUUGCUGAAUCGUGAGCUCCGGGCCGUGGAUCUUUUUCAUUCUUCAUCGAAACAAAUCUACAGAGGAUAUUAUAAGAGAACAUAUAAAUAUCGCCAAUAAAUCGGAUUUACUAGAUUUCUUCAGCUCGAAUCCAAUAUUUA
Varroa destructor (honeybee mite) is the source of this 3308-nucleotide messenger RNA. It is a transcript of the gene CalpA, whose product is annotated as calpain A. Gene Ontology annotation, molecular function: calcium-dependent cysteine-type endopeptidase activity; calcium ion binding. Gene Ontology annotation, biological process: proteolysis. Gene Ontology annotation, cellular component: cytoplasm. The record is from RefSeq and is a predicted model, not a curated record. Lineage: Eukaryota; Metazoa; Arthropoda; Arachnida; Mesostigmata; Varroidae.